Messenger RNA from Cucurbitaria berberidis CBS 394.84, 1626 nucleotides. RefSeq lists its product as uncharacterized. The record is from RefSeq and is a predicted model, not a curated record. Gene Ontology annotation, molecular function: nucleobase transmembrane transporter activity. Bases 1 to 1626 code for a protein of 541 amino acids. Gene Ontology annotation, cellular component: plasma membrane. The transcript is spliced from 7 exons. NCBI's taxonomy places the organism in Eukaryota, Fungi, Ascomycota, Dothideomycetes, Pleosporales, Cucurbitariaceae. Gene Ontology annotation, biological process: transmembrane transport; nucleobase transport.
AUGUUCGUCCACAAGGCGAAGCUCGCACCUCACCUCCAUCUCAGAGUCCCCGCUAAGAGUGGCAAGUAUGGUUCGCGUUGGUCUAAUAAAGAUCUUGACCCCAUCCCUCCCGAGAAACGUACAUGGGGCGGCAUCGAUUAUUGGGCAUACUGGGCGUCGGAUAUGUUGGCCCCUCCGCUGGCUGCUACUGUUAGUAGUGUCAUGGCAUUGGGCUUCACAGCUAGAGAAACCAUCCCCAUCGUUUUCUUCGGGUUUGCAAUCUGCAGUGUGGUGAUUACGUUGACUGGCAAGAUGGGUGCUACCUACGCUGCUCCUUUCCCAGUCAUCAUCCGAAGCACCUUUGGGAUGUAUGGGUCGUUCCCAGCGAUUUGUAUUAGAGCUUUCGUUGCCCUUAUGUGGACUGCGAUUCUUACAGUACAGGCUGGAAAUUUUCUACAGCGCUGCAUCGAGGCUAUCUGGCCAAGCUUCAUUCACUUUCCGAAUCAUCUCUCGAAGGAUGCUGGCAUAGACUCUGCUGGGAUCCUCUGCGUGUUCCUGUACUGGUUCAUGCAGACUGCGCUUGCGCUCAUGCCCAUUUCAAAGCUGCGCAUCCUCUUCUGGGUCAAGGGUGUUGUUGUCCCGCCGACUUUCUUCGCCUUGUUUCUCUGGGCGGUUAUUGUAACAAAAGGCGGUGGUCCUCUGAUCAGGGGGAAGGUUGAUAUAAAGUCUGACUACAUGAAUUCUGCAUACUCAGCCCUUACAGGACUUAAUGUCAUCAUCGGCCUCUUCUCAUCAUUAGCUGUCAACAUGCCAGAUUUCGGUCGAUUUUCCAAGAAUAGGCUCGCGGGUCCCCAUCAGUUUCUUGCUCUUCCAAUCAUCGGCACGCUAGGUGCUCUUACACCCAUCUUUGUUACUGACGCCCACUCCUAUCUGUGGGGUGAGUUCGAGUGGUACAUGCCGGCGGUCAUAGCUAAGUUCGACUCCCGUGCUGCGAAGUUCUUCGUUUCUGCCUCCUUCAUUCUUGCAACCAUUGGCAAUCAGGUCGCCGCCGGUACCUAUCCUUUCUCAAACGAUAUCACGGGGAUGGCACCGAAGUAUAUCAACAUCUUCAGGGCUACCAUCUUCAUCUCGAUCUUCUGUAUCAUCUCUACGCCAUGGAACAUCAUCAAGAAUGCAUCCGGUCUGCUUGCUUUUCUAUCUGGCUAUUCUUGUCUCAUGGGCCCUCUCGCUGGUACAAUGGUCUGCGACUACUACCUCAUCAAGAAAUGUAAACUCGACGUUGAUCAAUUGUACACUGGUCGUGGUAUCUACUGGUACAACGGCGGCUGGAACUGGAGAGCAUACGUGUCCUUCAUCAUGGGCUUCGCUCCUCUUCUAGCUGGAUUUGCAAAGAGUAUUGAUCAUUCGCUCAAUGUUGGCGGUGCUUGGAAGAUUUACACAUUCGCUUGGAUCUUUGGUUUCUUCCUGUCGCUUCUGACGCACUACAUUAUCUGCACCUACGUCGCAGUGCCGACAGAGUCCUUGGUUGAGCAUGCAGUCUACCCGCCACAGAAGGAAGAAGAGACCUCUCCUGUCCUUGAAGGUCAAGAUGAACUAGCGAAGGAGACAUAUGUCACUAAGGAGAAGGAGAUAGCCGAUAUGGCCUAG